AUGGGGAGAAAACUGGAUCUUUCUGGCUUGACUGAUGAAGAAGCUGAGCAUGUACUGCAGGUGGUUCAGCGAGAUUUCAGCCUUCGUAAGAAAGAAGAAGAAAGGCUGAGUGAAAUGAAGCAGAAGUUGGAUGAAGAGGGUAACAAGUGCAACAUCCUUUCCAAGCAGCAGAAGUUCAAUGAGCACUGCUGUAUUCGCUGCUGUUCCCCUUUCACCUUUCUUAUCAACAGCAAGCGACAGUGCCAAGACUGCAAGUACAACAUCUGCAAGAGCUGCAGCUCUUACCAGAAGAAGGAGAAGGCUUGGAUUUGCAGUGUCUGCCAGCAAGCAAGGUUCCUGAGGACCCAGUCUCUGGAUUGGUACUAUAAUAAUGUGAAGAGCCGUUUUAAGUGUUUUGGAAGUGCCAAAGUCCUGAAGAACUUAUACAAGAAGCAUAGACUGGAAAGCGGAGUUUGUCCUGAUGUAAUAGAAGGAGGUUUUUUUGAAGGGAGCUUUGAAAAUGAAGGAAGCAUUUGUGGCAGUGACUCUACAUUCUGCAGACAGACAGAAGGACACAGCAUGAUGGAUACCCUUGCUGUGGCCUUACGUGUUGCAGAGGAAGCAGUGGAAGAAGCUAUUUCUAAAGCAGAGACCUACAGUGACAGUCUGGACAAGCAGAACGAGGCUUGCUACUUGCAAAAACACAAGGAGGACCUCAUAGAAGAGCUGGCCACAACCAUCGUGCAGAAGAUUAUAAAGAAGCCAAAAAGCAAAACCGAGCAGGCUGAAGCUGACUUUGAAUGGCCACCAUCCAGGAGCAGUGGCCUGGCAUCCGUUGCUGUUUCAGAUCAGAGUAUGCUGACUUUUCCAGGGAGUCGCAGGGGAUCCUACACAUUAUGGAGGUCUCAGUCUGCAUUUUCCCUGGCUAGUGAAGAUAUGCCGAGUAAAGGACUAGACCCUGCAUCGUCUGUGUCUGAGGCUCUUUGGAGGCAGCAGAAAGGACAAUUCAGGAAACAGAAGGAACGCAAGCUCUCUGCAUUACCCAGCUGGAAAAGUGUGGACAGGCUAAAUGAAACAAAUCCUCCCCAUGUUUUACAAAGCACUGAUGGAAACUGGGUGGCUUUGCAGAAUGUUACUUUGCCUCGUCCUCGAAUGCUCGCCAAACCAAAGAGUCAAGUAUUUGAAGCUUUGGAGAAUGAAUCCAGUGUUGUGUCUGCAUAUGAUGAGAUGGGCUCAGACAGUGAGGAUGACUACAACUGGAAUGUGGCCUUGAACAAGCUGCGUCGAAGACCUCGGCAAUUACCAGAUGAUUUCUAUUAUACCAGUUCCCAGUAUGAUUCUGAGAGGGGGUAUGGUAAUGAUCAGUACCAGGCAGUAACCUCACCUUCCUCUGGGUUAUAUAUCAAUACUGAGACACUGUUCUCUGAUUCUGAAACAUCUUCAGUAAACUCUUCCCAGGAAGCUAAAGGAUCUAGCAAACUUCUCUGGUUACAAAGCAGAACUCAGAGUGAUGUGCCCAGAAUGGAAAAAAAGCAUUUCCACGGAGAGCUGGAUGUAAAUUUCAAUCCGCAGGCAACCAGCUUGGAAUAUUCGGAUAGCAGCGAGACUGAAGAAGUCCAUUAUGAUUUACAAAAGAAAUCAAGAAGGUGGAGGAAGAACAAAAUCUCUGAAGAGAUAUGUGAAGCAAAAAAACACACAAAAGCCAACAUGAAGAAUUUAAGUCAGGAUUUUGAUGAUUUAUCAGAAACAGAUAUAAGCAGUGAGGAUCAGCAUUGUAAUAUCAAGCCCGACCUUAUGGAAGAGGAGCUUAAAUCCAGGUUAUUUCAGCUUGGAGCUAAAAUGAGCGACAAGGAAACAUCUUCUGGUGAAGAACAAGAGUCUGGACCUAGAACAGACCCUGAAAACCAGAAGGAGAGUUUGUCCUCAGAAGAAAAUGGCAAAAGUAUUCAGGAGGAGUUAAAGAAGGAAAAACAAAAGACUUUUGAUCUUCAUUUAAAGCUGCAGUUUUUAUCCACUGUAUUGCAGCAGAAGUACUCUGCUGUCUCUCUCUGCAACAUAUCUACAGAGGUCCUGAAAAUCAUCAACGCCACCGAGGAACUGAUUGCAGAAUCCACCAGUCCCUGUGAUUUCCCAGAUGAUGCUCAGGACAAGGGAAGAGGGACGUUCCCACUGGGGACAGACCCCAUCAGACUUGAUGAGCAGCUCACUACACUGGAAGAAAACGUGUACCUGACAGCUGUCACGGUGUAUGGGCUGGAGGGGCAGCUGACCGGCCUGGAGGACGCAGCACGCAAGAUCAACAGCAUUACAGCAGAGUCGGAGCUGGCCGAGCUGGAGGAUCAGGUGGCCACAGCAGCCGCCCAGGUUCAUCACGCGGAGCUUCAGAUUUCAGAUAUUGAGAGCAGAAUAUCAGCUCUCACUGUUGCAGGCUUGAAUGUGGCUCCAUGUGUUCGCCUGACAAGGAAACGGGAUCAAAAGCAAACAAACCAGAUGCAUACAAUAGACACAUCAAGACAGCAGAGGAGGAAACUUCCGGCUCCACCAGUAAAAGGUGAAAAAAUAGAUGGUUCUCCAAUUACCACUGUCAGAACGUUUAAUAGAAACUUCAUGCUUCAAGGAUCUCUAACGCAAAGAACUAAAGAGAGGAAAAGCACUGCCAAGGACUUAAUGGAACCUGCUAUAGGAUCUGCUGUGAUGUACUAA
Molecule: messenger RNA, 2682 nt
Organism: Cygnus atratus (black swan)
Lineage: Eukaryota; Metazoa; Chordata; Aves; Anseriformes; Anatidae
Gene: MYRIP
Product: myosin VIIA and Rab interacting protein
Exons: 17
Coding region: 1-2682 (893 amino acids)
Biological process (GO): intracellular protein transport
Cellular component (GO): cortical actin cytoskeleton
Molecular function (GO): small GTPase binding; myosin binding; actin binding
Source: RefSeq, a predicted model, not a curated record